CAGGGGCAACAACAUGGCUGCGCCCAUGUGCACGCUGGGGACGCGGUUCUGACACGGUUCUAGUCCUGCCCGGUGGUGUGGGGAGUCGGGCUGCGCCGUGUCCGUGCAGCCUCCCCCUAUCGCCACCCCUGCAUGGAGCCGCGGGAGUCCUGGGCGGCCUUGGCGGCUGGUGGUGUUGCUGGCGUCUGCGUUGAUUUGAUCCUUUUUCCACUGGAUACUGUAAAAACAAGACUGCAGAGUCCCCAAGGAUUUAGGAAGGCUGGUGGUUUUCGUGGCAUCUAUGCUGGUGUUCCUUCCACUGCUAUAGGAUCCUUUCCAAAUGCUGCUGCUUUUUUUAUCACCUAUGAGAAUGUGAAAUCCCUGUUGCACCAUGACUCUACAUCUUACUUGACUCCAGCAGCACACAUGGUGGCUGCCUCCCUGGGGGAAGUGGUCGCAUGUCUCAUACGGGUUCCAUCUGAGGUUGUCAAGCAAAGGGCCCAGGUUUCUCCUUCCUCGAGCACCCUCCGGAUUCUCUCCCACACUUUGUAUCAUGAGGGUAUUCAAGGACUUUAUCGGGGUUAUAAAAGCACAGUAUUAAGAGAGAUUCCUUUCUCUCUGGUACAAUUUCCCCUCUGGGAGUCCUUAAAGGAUCUCUGGUCAUGGAAGCAGGGUCACGUGGUGGAUUCUUGGCAGUCAGCAGUCUGUGGAGCUUUUGCAGGUGGAUUUGCAGCUGCAGUUACCACACCUCUCGAUGUAGCGAAGACGAGAAUUAUGUUGGCAAAGGCUGGUUCCAGCAACGCUAGAGGGAAUGUUCUGGCCGCCCUCGGUAGCAUCUGGAGGACACAAGGCCUGUCGGGCUUGUUCGCAGGUGUGGUCCCACGGAUGGCAGCCAUCAGCCUGGGAGGCUUCAUCUUCCUGGGGACAUACGAGAAGACUCGCCAGCUGCUGCUCUGACCCGGUCCCACCGGUGGCCACCGAAGAGCUGGAGAAGUCACUGAGCUGGAGGAGGAGGAGUCCGGCCGGGGACGCAGCCUUCCUCCCGCCGCCCCUCGCCCUGCGGAGCAGCUGCUCGCCGGCUGAGAGCCCCUUGCGCUGUUAAAAGUAAAAGUAAAUCCUCCAAUAAUCCAAUUUCCCAAACAUGAAAUUUUCCUGCAUGGAAAGUGAGUGAGGUCACCCCGAGAGUCGUGCCAAAAAAGUAAUGUUUGGGGGGUAAACAGCUAAUUACGGUGGCUGAGAAAGGCGUUAUUAGAAACUCCUGCAGGGGAAAUGUUGUGCAAACCUCCAGCUCGUGGGCCGAGCGGGGAGGCUGAAAUAAAGUGAGUUUUCAUAA
Calidris pugnax (ruff) is the source of this 1312-nucleotide messenger RNA. It is a transcript of the gene SLC25A26, whose product is annotated as solute carrier family 25 (S-adenosylmethionine carrier), member 26. Gene Ontology annotation, cellular component: mitochondrial inner membrane. Gene Ontology annotation, biological process: transmembrane transport. The transcript is spliced from 10 exons. The record is from RefSeq and is a predicted model, not a curated record. Bases 133 to 936 code for a protein of 267 amino acids. Lineage: Eukaryota; Metazoa; Chordata; Aves; Charadriiformes; Scolopacidae. Gene Ontology annotation, molecular function: S-adenosyl-L-methionine transmembrane transporter activity.